This is a messenger RNA of Lactuca sativa (garden lettuce), 4191 nucleotides long. Its product is annotated as protein GIGANTEA. The record is from RefSeq and is a predicted model, not a curated record. Gene Ontology annotation, cellular component: nucleus. Gene Ontology annotation, biological process: response to stress; regulation of long-day photoperiodism, flowering; regulation of circadian rhythm. Lineage: Eukaryota; Viridiplantae; Streptophyta; Magnoliopsida; Asterales; Asteraceae.
UGUUAGAUCCCUAAAUUCACACACAACGCAGCUAAAGAUCUCCUUUACUUUCUCUCUCUAAAACCAUUAUUUUCUCUCUCUAAAAAUUAUUUUUUUUAUAAAAUAUUUGUCUCUCCAUCCAUUCAUAACCCAAUUGUUUUGUUCUCAAUCUUCUCCUCUAAAAUCCCAAAUCGUCUCAAAAUUUUACAGUCGCUGUAAAUCACAACGCCGGAGCUUUUUCCGGCGAAAUCCAUCUCUCUCUGAUUAUUGUAAUCUUCAACCUUAAGAGACCAGGCUACAAAUUAGUCUUAUUCAAGUGGGCAACUGAAGUAAGAGAGGCAAUAAAUCUGUUUUAAAGUUAACAAUUUUGAGUGGUUAAUUGAACUGCUUAGUAAGAGACAUCACAUCAUCAGCUGGUGUAUAAAAAAAAUGUUGAAUUACAAUCUUCUCAUUCUUGAUUGGUAGCAGCUGGAAAAUUGAAGCUUGCAGCUUUCACCUUCUUCUUUUCCACCACAAAACCAGAGAAAGAAGCUUCUCCAUUUCCAUGGCAGUUGCUACAUCUGAAAGGUGGAUCGAUGGUCUACAAUUCUCAUCACUGUUUUGGCCCCCACCACCAGAUCCAGAACAAAGAAAGGCACAGAUCACAGCAUAUGUUGAUUAUUUGGGCCAAUUCACAUCAGAGCAAUUUCCUGAAGAUAUUGCUGAGUUGAUUCGCCAUCGAUAUCCAUCUACUGAAAAACGCCUGUUUGAUGAUGUGUUAGCAAUGUUUGUACUUCAUCACCCUGAGCAUGGACAUUCUGUUAUUCAUCCUAUAAUUUCAUGCAUCAUUGAUGGCACGAUUGAGUACGAUAGAAGCACUCCCCCAUUUGCUUCUUUCAUUUCAUUAAUCUGCCCAAGUGCUGAUAAUGAGUAUUCCGAACAAUGGGCAUUAGCAUGUGGAGAGAUUUUACGAAUAUUAACACAUUACAAUCGACCAAUUUUCAAAGUUGAACACCCACAUGGUGAAACAGAUAGAAGCAGCAGUGGUAGCCAAGCAUCAACAAGUAACCCUACAGAUGUUCAAUCCUCUUCUUCUUCUUCUUCUUCUUCUUCACCAUCUGGACACCAUGAAAGGAAACCACUAAGGCCUCUGUCUCCUUGGAUCACUGAUUUAUUGCUUGCUGCACCUUUAGGUAUCAGAAGUGACUACUUUCGUUGGUGUGGGGGUGUUAUGGGAAAAUACGCUGCAGGGGAACUGAAGCCACCUUCUCUUGUAAUGGCUUCUUCACGUGGAUCUGGAAAGCAUCCACAGUUAAUGCCAUCUACACCAAGGUGGGCUGUUGCUAAUGGAGCAGGUGUAAUUUUAAGUGUAUGUGAUGAGGAAGUUGCUCGUUAUGAAACCGCUACUCUAACUGCAGCUGCUGUUCCUGCUCUGUUACUUCCUCCUCCAACAACAGCCAUGGAUGAGCAUCUUGUUGCAGGGCUUCCUGCUUUAGAGCCUUAUGCAAGACUCUUCCAUAGAUACUAUGCUAUUGCUAGUCCAAGUGCUACUCAAAGACUUCUUCUUGGAUUAUUAGAAGCACCACCUUCAUGGGCUCCAGAUGCUCUUGAUGCUGCUGUUCAACUAGUCGAGCUUCUUAGGGCAGCUGAAGAUUAUGCAUCCGGGAUGCGGCUUCCUAGAAACUGGAUGCAUUUGCACUUCUUGCGUGCAAUUGGGACUGCAAUGUCAAUGAGAGCAGGGAUUGCAGCUGACUCAGCAGCUGCUUUACUUUUCCGGAUAUUGUCUCAACCGGCUUUGCUUUUUCCUCCUCUUAGACAAGUUGAAGGUGGUGAAGUCCAACAUGAACAGAUUAGUGGUUACAUUUCUAGCCAUAAAAAACAGAGACAAAUGCCAGUGGCUGAAGCAACGAUUGAAGCCACAGCCCAAGGGAUAGCUUCAAUGCUAUGUGCACAUGGACCCGAAGUUGAAUGGAGAAUAUGCACAAUAUGGGAAGCUGCAUACGGAUUAAUUCCUUUAAGUUCUUCCAUAAUCGAUCUUCCGGAAAUAAUCGUUGCAACACCUCUACAACCACCUAUCUUAUCAUGGAACCUCUACAUUCCUCUCCUCAAAGUUCUAGAAUAUCUCCCUCGCGGAAGCCCAUCAGAAGCAUGUCUCAUGAAAAUAUUCGUUGCAACAGUCGAAGCAAUUCUCCAAAGAACAUUUCCCGCUGAGUCACCAUCCCAACAAACAAGAAAAACACGAUUCGUUUUCGGCUCUGCCUCCAAAAAUCUAGCUGUCGCCGAGCUUCGCACGAUGGUCCACUCUCUGUUUCUAGAAUCCUGCGCCACGGUCGAGUUAUCUUCUCGAUUACUUUUCGUUGUAUUAACCGUCUGUGUCAGUCACGAAGCGCAACUUCACGUCGGAAAGAAGCAUUCCGAUUCCAGCCCGGAACCGGAGUUGGAAUCAGAAUCGUCGUCUCGGAAAAGAACAAACAAACAAGGACCCGUCGCCGCGUUCGAUUCCUACGUUCUCGCUGCGGUUUGUGCUCUCGCGUGCGAGCUUCAGCUCUUUCCGUUGAUUUCACGAGCAAGUAACCGUUCGAAUCUUAAAGAUGGUGAAAAACCAAGUCACGAAGUUAAAUCCAUGAACGGGAAUGGAAUUGGAAUCGGAACUGGAAAUGGAUUCCAGAGUAGUAUUGAUUCUGCGGUGAGUCAUACGCGACGUAUACUCGCGAUUCUGGAGGCGCUUUUUUCUUUAAAACCGUCUUCUGUUGGGACUUCUUGGAGUUACAGUUCGAAUGAGAUAGUAGCUGCUGCUAUGGUGGCAGCUCAUAUAUCCGAGCUUUUCAGAAGGUCUAAAGCUUGCACACAUGCUCUCUCGGUUUUAAUCCGGUGCAAAUGGGAUAAACAAAUUCAUUCUACAGCAUCUUCGCUUUAUAAUCUAAUUGAUAUUCAUAGUAAAGCAGUUGCAUCGAUAGUGAACAAAGCAGAACCACUGGAUAUUGUACAUGUAGCUAUAAAGGAUCCUCCUCCUGUAUCAUCAUCAUCAUCAUGCUUUAAUGGUAAAAGACAAAAUUCCUGUAUCACACAGAUUAAUGAUCCGGUUGCAACGAGUGUGAAGAAAGCUUCUAAGUUAUGUGAGGAGGGAGGAAUAAUGAGUUUCCCAUUCAAUGCUUCAGAGUUAGCCAACAUUCUCACAAUGGAUAGACACAUUGGGUUUAAUUGUAGUGCACGUGUUCUUUUGAGAUCAGUUUUAACAGAAAAACAAGAAUUAUGUUUUUCUGUUGUUUCCUUGUUGUGGCAUAAGAUGAUCGCAUCACCUGAAACACAACUUAAUGCAGUAAGCACAUCCGCUCAGCAAGGAUGGAGACAGGUGGUUGAUGCACUGUGUAAUGUGGUGGCAGCAUCGCCAACAACAGCUGCAACUGCGGUUGUUCUUCAGGCGGAGAGGGAAUUGCAGCCAUGGAUCGCGAAGGACGAUGAUGUGGGUCAAAAAAUGUGGAGAAUCAAUCAACGGAUUGUGAAGCUGAUUGUGGAGUUAAUGAGAAAUCAUGAAAAUCUCGAGUCAUUAGUGAUUCUCGCCACUGCCUUAGACCUCCUCCUACGUGCCACUGAUGGCAUGCUUGUUGAUGGUGAAGCAUGCACUUUACCACAACUUGAGCUUCUGGAAGCAACAGCUAGAGCAGUUCAGCCGGUGUUAGAGUGGGGAGAAUCCGGAUUGGCGGUUGCAGAUGGCCUCUCGAAUCUUCUCAAGUGUCGAGUGCCAGCUACUGUAAGGUGUUUAUCUCACGCGAGUGCUCAUGUACGCACACUGAGUGUGUCGGUUCUUAGAGCCAUUUUGAAUGUUGGUUGUAUAAAAGUGAAACAAAGUGGUGAACAAGUUAAUAUAGGUAGUAGCAGACAUGUUGCGUACAUGAGUGGUGAUGUCAUCGAUUGGGAAGCUGACCUGGCAAAGUGUUUGACGUGGGAAGCUCAUAGCCGGAUGGCAACUGGGAUGCCAAUUGAAUAUCUUGAGACUGCUUCUAAGGAAUUGGGAUGCCCGAUUUUUGUCUAAGGAUUGUUGAUGGCUGUAUAGUACCAUGAUAUGAUAUGCCCAAACUUGAUUUAUUUUCAUAGACUUGAAAGGUGAUUGUUUAUUUAUAAAUAGAGACCAACCUCGCCUUUGGUUGUUGAGGUAUUUUGAUUUGUAAUCUAUUUUUACUUUUGACAAAUUGAUCUUGGACUUUUUGUUAUAUAGGUGAAAGUAUUACAGUA